AUGAGCGGAUCUGAACCUUGGUGGCAACAGUACGAUCCUGACACCGUCACUAUUAGUGAUGACAGCGUUCCGGAUUCUUGGAAAAUCUGUACAAUUGAUGGGGUUUACUUCGGAGGGAAUUCUUACAGCGGAUCAUUGGGUGCGCGUAUCUCAUCUAUCUUUGUUAUCCUGUUUAUGAGUACCUUCUUCACACUGUUUCCAGUUAUCGCUGCGAGAUCAAAGAGACUCAAGGUUCCCAAAUACGUUUACCUAUUCGCGAGAUACUUUGGUACGGGUGUUAUCGUUGCUACGGCCUUUAUUCAUUUAUUGGACCCUGCUUACGGCGAGAUAGGGCCUCAGAGUUGUGUGGGUAUGUCUGGUAACUGGUCCAAGUACUCUUUUUGCCCUGCAAUUAUUUUAUUCACUGUGUUCUCCAUCUUUAUCGUUGACUUAGCGAGUGAUGUAUAUGUCAAACGCAGAUUCGGCAUCACCCAUGGCCACGGUGACGAAAUUGAAAAUGCCAUCGUGAAGCGCCAAGAGGCAACCAACAACAAUGUCGACAUCGAGAGCCACAACCUGGGUCACUCCGCUGAUUCUGAUGAUAAAAGCAAGAAGUCGUACGAUGUUGUGUCGAACGCGAGUACUGAGAUUGUCACUCAAUCCUUCGAAAGUCAAAUUGGUGCCUUCCUCAUCCUCGAGUUUGGUGUCAUUUUUCACUCCGUUAUGAUUGGCCUCAACUUGGGUACCACAGAUGAUGAAUUCUCUACCCUGUACCCAGUUCUAGUGUUCCAUCAAUCUUUUGAAGGUCUGGGUAUUGGCGCUAGACUUUCGGCAAUCGAGUUCCCCAAAAAUAAAUGGUGGUGGCCAUACGCACUCUGUGUUGCCUACGGAUUGACUACACCAAUCUGUGUCGCAAUCGGUCUGGGUGUCAGAACUACCUAUGACGGCAACUCUUACACCGUCAAUGUCGUUUCAGGAGUGCUCGAUGCCAUUUCCGCAGGCAUCUUAAUGUACACCGGUCUCGUUGAACUUCUGGCGCGUGACUUCAUUUUCGAUGAGAACAGAACCAAUGACAUUUCAAAAUUGUUGUUCAUGGUAAAUUGCACUCUAUGGGGCGCGGGCUUGAUGGCCUUGCUGGGCAAAUGGGCUUGA
This is a messenger RNA of Lachancea thermotolerans CBS 6340, 1131 nucleotides long. RefSeq names its product KLTH0C00374p. The record is from RefSeq and is a predicted model, not a curated record. NCBI's taxonomy places the organism in Eukaryota, Fungi, Ascomycota, Saccharomycetes, Saccharomycetales, Saccharomycetaceae. Gene Ontology annotation, molecular function: high-affinity zinc transmembrane transporter activity. The coding region runs from base 1 to 1131 and encodes 376 amino acids. Gene Ontology annotation, cellular component: plasma membrane. Gene Ontology annotation, biological process: zinc ion import across plasma membrane. The transcript has a single exon.